UUAGUAUGCAAUCUUAACUCGUCGGGUUUGAACGUGAGCGAGAACGUGUUACGGAAUAACGAAAACGGUGUUGAACAUAAAACCAAGCGAACGAACGAAGGCGUUAAUUGUAUUCAAUUGUGUGUUUGAAGUGUUUUGAUGCAGUUGGCCGUCGACGUUGUUGUUAUUUGUGUUGUUGUUGCUUGAGUGUGUUUUCCAUUUGCAAAAACAACAAAUCAGGUUUCGUUGCCGUCAUCCUCAUAAUCAACAUCGUCAUCAUCAUCGUCGUUAUUGGUCUUGAUGAUCAUUUGCGUUGUUGUUAGUGUUUGGUAACCGUGCUGUUGUUAUUGAAGAUUAUUCGGAAUCUGAAAAAAAUAUAUAUCGGCCUAAAAAAUAACACACAAAAAUCAAAAGUAUUCAAGUGAAUAACAUAGAAGACGAAACAAUUCGAGCAAAAAUAGAAGCAGUUACAAAAGUGAAGAGGAGUAUCGAGAGUAGAAAAAGAAGAAGAAGAAAUAACAACCAAGAAAAUAAGGUCUAUUGGAAUUGCUCAAAGUCUUGGCAACUUGAAAAAAAAAUUGUUUUAAUGCGUUUUUUUUGUUUUGUUGCUGCCGUUGUUUUUGUAAUUAUUCGUCGCUCAUUCAAUCGAUCCGUAAACGCCAAAGUGUUGUUGUUAUUGUGUUAUUUUACCUGGCUACUUCUUAACCAUUGGCAUUGUUGUUGUUGCUGCUGCUGUCGUUUUAUUUUUGGUCAGAAGCAAAGAGGAUUAAUAAAAUUUGAUGUUGUUUUCAGCGCUGUUGUUAUUGUUGUGUUAUUUUAAAACGAAUUACGUGAGUGUUAAACUUAAGUAGGCAAAAAAAGAAGAGAAAAGAAAGAAACACCAAAAAAAUUGCAAAAUAUCUACCGAUAACGAAAAAAAGUUUCUAAAUUGCACAACAACUUUAAAAAGAAAAGGAAAAGAAAAUAAAAUCUCCUCUAUGUUAUUAAUUCAAUUUAAACAGUUUUAUGGUCAAAAAAUUACUCCGCUGCAUUUUUGUGCCGACUCUGUAACAACUCCCCAUUGAAAAGCAGUUCAUAAACUAGUUUUCUCCACAUUUGGCAAAAAGGAAUUUCAUUGGCCGCCACACGUUUUUGGAUUGUCUUGUGCAUUUCUUGCUACAGAUUUUAAAUGAUUGUGUCCCCCCAAAAGGAAAGCAGCGCCAAAAGAGAGCCAAAAAAUUCUCAUCAUCACGUCUAGAUAAAAAAAAAAUCUUUGGAGCAAUAUUUGUUAUGAGGAUUCUAUAAAGAUAGUCGAGAUUGACGGGCAUAAGGAACUGGUAAAGGAAAUUCCUGAAAAUUACUUAGAAACGAAAAAAAUUCCACAGAAUCAGUCAUCAAUUGGAAAACUUCCCACAAUUAAAUCAAAAAUAUCAAAGAAAAGAUUUUCCAAAAUAAUGCACGCCUAGACUUUGUUACAAAAGUGCGAAAUCAAAAACAUUUUCUAACCGGAAAAUUUCAACAGUUUUGAAGUUCCUUGCUGAUUAAAGUUUCAAACUCAAAUUCAAUAAUUCAACGCCAUCCAUAAAUAAAUACAAAUUAACUGCAGAACAAUGCAUGAGAGACGAGUAAAAAAAAUCAAGGGUGGUCAUUAUGUUGCCACACAUGGUCGUUCGACACCCGACCCACCCUAUGUUCACUCAAAUCGCGGCUAUUCCACCGAUGGCGAGGAAUCACAUCGGGCACCCUCGGAGCGCACGAUGUCCGAGUAUACAAUAGCCCAUGAGCGUACCUCGCCGCAAGGGCAUUAUCAUUCAUCGCGUAAAACCCGCAUCAAUAAUGGUCAUUCGAAUGGCCACUAUUCGACGUCGGUGGUCGAUAGUGGUGGUCCACGCUCUCUCAGUGGGCCACCACCAACCCGGCUGCCACCACGAGCCCCCUCAGCUCUGAGCUAUGAUCAUAAUGGUGGAGAUACUGGCAGUGAUAUUUAUGUGACCAGUGCGGCUUACAAGGCACCAUCCGAAAUAAGCCGCUACAGUCAUCGCCCACCAUCGAGAGCACCGCGCAGUGUUUACUCCGUGGCCAGUACUGCCAAAACGGGUCGCAGUGCCCGAAGCACAACAAAACGUGGAGCCAAAAUCGAAACAAUGUCAGCCCCAAAUCCCUUCUGUCCCAAUGUUAAGGGUGUCUGCUGUCUGAUGUUGCUGUUGAAUUUGGGUCUGAUCUUGGUAACGCUAGGCUUUGUGAUUGUGGUGCAAUUCUAUGAACCGUUGUAUGUGUGGAUCCUUGGUAUCAUUUUCCUAAUUUUCGGUUUCUUAACGCUCAUCGGUUGUAUGGUCUACUGUGUGUAUGUGUGUCGAGAUGCCAAAACGCCAUCACAAGUUCGAAAUGAAGAUCUCUAUUGGACCCGACAUUGGCAAAAGAAUAUCGGCUAUACACCGCAAGAAAUCAAUUAUAAGGCAGAUAAAUACGAUGCCUAUUCGGAUCGUUAUUCGGUUGGUAAAAUGAGUGGCAAAUAUUCCGAUAGAGAAAGUAAUCGUUAUUAAGAUAAAAAACGAUUACCUCAGUCUGACCUGAGAAAUACCAAGUAACCGCCAACCGAAUACAACACACACAAACGUUCACAUACUUAAAUUCCAAACAAACAGAAAAUAAAUAAUUGUAUUCUAACAAACGUACCUGCUGCAGCAAGUGACUUGCAAGUUCGUAUGGUUACCAGAGAAUGAAAAAUAACUCUAUAUUAUAUUAUGAAAAAUAUUUAAUAAUUUUUAUAUGCAUAUAUAUGUGUAAAUGUAUAAUUGUUAUAAUAGAUUUAACUAAUUUUAAUGACAAAAUAUAAAUAAUGAAGUAAAAAAAGAAAUGAUUAAUUUAUUUAAUCGUUUUUUACAAAGCAAAUGCCAUACAUAACCUAUCGAUCCCGAUGUCGUUUGACAAACAAAGUUUUUUUUUCUCCGCCUCGAAUUACUCUGAAUGUUUGGUAGGUCAGUGUAAAGGUCAUGUCGGAGUUUAAAUACUAAACGCCAAGCUCAUUUGCCGACCUACCAUUCCAAUAGUCAUUUACCACAUACAACAAAGGAUAUACAGAACAACAAAUUCCAAUAUCUGUAAUACCAAUUAUUGUAAUUUAUACUAAUUGUCCUAUUUUAACCACCAUUUUAAUAUUCUAUAGUUUUUUUUGUGUUUAAUAAGAUUUAUUAAUUAAUUGUUUAAUUAGGUAUAUCGUUUUUAUUGUAUUAUUUUACCCAUAAUCUAUAAACACAGCUAAGCGAAUUAUAUACAAAUGUUUGUAUGUAUGUAAAGUAGUUAUUUAAAAACAAAAACAAUG
Musca domestica (house fly) is the source of this 3280-nucleotide messenger RNA. RefSeq lists its product as uncharacterized. NCBI's taxonomy places the organism in Eukaryota, Metazoa, Arthropoda, Insecta, Diptera, Muscidae. The transcript has 8 exons. The record is from RefSeq and is a predicted model, not a curated record. The coding region runs from base 1569 to 2501 and encodes 310 amino acids.